AUGUCGAAGCGACCAAAAUCCGGAAAAAGAGGCAAUUUGUCUCAAUUUGGCCUAAUAGACAUUCCGGACUUAGAUGACGAUGAACCAAUGGAUCUAUCUGAUGGUGAUGAUGAUCUAGAAGCAGAACUCGCUGCUAUCACUGGUGGAGGAGCGGCAAAGAUGAGUAGACCUAGGAAACCAGCUGCUGUUGCCCCUGCUGAUCUAGAUGCUAUGAUUGCUGCUAGUUUAAGAGAUGUACCUUCUGAUGAUGAAGCCUCAGGUGAUGAUGAUGACCCCGAUCUACUAAAUGAGCUACAAGCUUUGGCCUUUGAUGAAGCACCACCAAGGGUCAAUAGACCUGCUCCUGCUCCACCAGGGGCUGUUAGUGCUGAAAACAGUACUGUUAGUUUAUUGCAAGACAGGAUAUCCAAUUAUACUUUAGCUGAGAAGAACGCAAAGGACAGUGGAGAGAGUAGUCGUGCGCGUAGAUUUUCACGUGGCCUGAAAACUUUGAAUGAUUUGUUAAAACAAGCAAAAGCUGGUAAACCCAUUAAUAACGAAGACAUUCCACCUCCCGUCAGCGUAGGAAAAUCAGAUAAAACGUCAGCUGCUCCAGAUGCACUGCCAAUACAGCCAACAACUCCUGCAGAACCCCCUAGUUUUGAUACAACGCCCGAAGUACCUCCUCAUUUUGACAUACCGCCUCAGCCACCACGGAGAGCACCAGCGCCACCACCUCGUACAGAGUCGCUGGGACAGAGACCUACAACACCCCCUGAGCCCAAGGAACCUCCUCCACAGUUACCAGCUGAAGAUAGAAUGGAUCCUGCGAGAGAAGAAGGCUUAAACAUGAUACUGAGAAGAAAAGAGGAAUUUAAAGCAGCGGCGUUAGCUAGCAAACACGCGGGUGAUAAAACUAUGGCUUUGGAAUACCUAAAAGUAGUCAAGCAGUUUGAUAUUGUGGUGGACGCAUACAAGUCAGGUCAAGAGAUGGAUCUGAAUGAACUUCCGACAACCGAAGCCAUUGCUGCUAUGGUCAAGGGACAAAGAACAGAAGAACAAACACAAAGUUCUGAAGCAGUACCCGAGCCUGUACCACAACCUCAAGGACUGAUAACAGCUUCCACCGUUGAUGAAGCCCUAAAGCAGAGGCUAGCUGCUUUUCAGGAACAAGAAUCCAAAGCGAAGGAGGAAGGCAAUUCUUCAAAGGCUCGAAGAAUGGGCAGGAUAAUAAAGCAGUACCAAGACGCAAUCAAGUUACACAAUGCGGGGAAACCCCUACUUCUAGAUGAACUUCCGACACCCGCCGGGUACGCCCCUAUACCCGGUGAAGGGUCUCACCAAGCAUCAGCCCCAAAGCCGCCAGCCCCUCAGCCGUCAGCAUCUGCCUCCCCGUCACCAUCACGUGCGCCCCCUCCUCGCAUAUCGCCCAAGCAGAUGACCCGUAAUGACAAACAGCUGUUGCUGCUGAUGCAUAGACAAAAGGAGUUUAAAGAGGCGGCUUUGAAGGCUAAGAAGAGUGGUAACUUGGAGCAAGCCAAAGAGUAUCUUCGAGCAGCUAAAGGUUUCGAUUCGCUAAUAGAAGCAACAAAAGGCGGUCUUCCAGUUGAUUUAAAGUCCCUCCCCCUACCCCCGACAGCUAAGAAAGAAAUGGAUGAGACUUUCGACAUAGUCUCAGCUGAAGACUGUGGGCCACCAGACGAUACGUCCAUAUCCCCGGAAGACGAUAAUGUGAUGUCCCUGCUGCACGCCCAACUGACUAAUCAACUCAAACUGUGCCUCACAAACAGAGACCAUUAUAAGGCCAUGGGAAAUAUAGCCGAGAGCAAUCGCUUUGAGCACCUCGCUGUGACUGUUAAACAGGACUUGGACGUGGUGUCUGUUGCCAAAUCCUUGGGUCAAGAUCCACCAAAAUUCCACUAUGAAAUGCGACAGUUCUCAAUAGUUCAGUGCAACACGGACAUCAAUGAAAGCGAAUUAGAGUUAACCGUAGUGCGCGGGAUUGCUUACAACGUGCCGAACCCUAAGGAGAUCGACACUUAUGUCAAAUUCGAGUUUCCCUAUCCGCAAGACGCGCCCGUAUCUGAUCGCACGCAGCUGGUUAAGGACACGAACAGUCCUCAAUACGACGCGGUCUUCACUAUACCGAUCCAACGGCAAAGGGCGUGUCUCAGGGUAUUCAAGAGACACGCUGUGAAAUUCGAAGUCUACUCGCGAGGUGGCUGGUUCAGUCGAGACACGGUCAUCGGCACCGCAGCUGUCAAAUUGGCCCCAUUGGAGACACAGGUCACGCUGCAUGAAGCUUACCAGUUGAUGGACGGACGUCGCCCAGCGGGAGGAUCUAUUGAAGUGCGAAUGCGCGUGCGCACUCCAAUGCUACAGCAGCAGAUAGUACACACUAAACAUCGGUGGCUUGUUAUUGAUAACGAGGGAUAG
Molecule: messenger RNA, 2415 nt
Organism: Leptosia nina
Lineage: Eukaryota; Metazoa; Arthropoda; Insecta; Lepidoptera; Pieridae
Source: the annotation of a GenBank genome assembly